Macrobrachium nipponense is the source of this 4554-nucleotide messenger RNA. RefSeq names its product zwei Ig domain protein zig-8-like. Gene Ontology annotation, biological process: synapse organization. Lineage: Eukaryota; Metazoa; Arthropoda; Malacostraca; Decapoda; Palaemonidae. The record is from RefSeq and is a predicted model, not a curated record. Gene Ontology annotation, cellular component: neuron projection membrane. The transcript has 8 exons. The coding region runs from base 1679 to 2656 and encodes 325 amino acids.
AAGGUGGGUGUGGAUUCGUCGUUCGCCUCCCUCCUCCUCCUCCUCCUCCCACCACCACACAACGAUCGGUUAUAUAUAUAUAUUCGCUCUCAUUACCCACUAAGAAACGAACACCCCGCCCCCCACGUGCGUGGGUCCGGGUCACGCCGUAAAUCCCACCUCACGCCCCCUGAAAACGCCUACAGUAGUCAAGAGCAAGGUCUAGGUGACUCUAGUCCUAGUGGGUCCUGGGACUAAAGAACCAACCAUGGUCGUUACGUCGCGCCGAUAGCAUGCGAGCCAGAGAGCCAGCCAGGACACUUAAAAAGUUUACAACCCAGGUCCAAAAGACUGCUUAUUAUACCACCGGGUAUCAUCCACCACGCGAUACACCUGUAGGAGAGAGGAUACCUGGGUUUCAUUAACACGUUCCCACUUUUCCUUGAAGUUGGCACUAAAUGGACAAUAUACCUCGUCUGGCGACCCUCUGGACUUUGUAUGUGGGAAAGAACUCCUUCGCUUGUGACGCUCUGGACUUGAUAUGAGGGGAAAACUCCGCGCGGGAGAACAGCUUCUUCUUGUGGAACUGGUCGGAGGUUAUACGUAAGUGCUGGUCAGUGUGGUGCGUCAGUUCAUGGCAUUUGAAGUCCCUCUGAGAGCAAUUCCGUGUCGCGAUGGAUGUGUAAAUAUUGAGCGGUGACGGCACUGGUGAUCUUCUGAGCGUGAGUGACGAAGUGCCGAGUUACGUAAGAGGUACGGAAUAUUUUUUGAAAAAAAGGAAAAGAAAUGUUUUCUGCUCUCCACUUCCAGUUCGUGAGAAUAUGGUAUUACUUUAGUAAAUGAACAGUUAAAUGUACGCCCCAGACUUAAUCAUAUUAAAUUUUAUUGGCUUAAACAGGAGAAAAACUAUAUAAAAAUUCAGAAUUCUGAAUAUUUUAGAAGAAAAGAAAAGAAUACUUUUAGGUCUCCAUUUCCAGCUGUGAAUGCCAUUUCGUGUGAAUAUGGCAUUACUUUAGUAAAUGAACAGUUGAAUGUACCCCCAAACUUAAAUAUAUUGGAUUUCAUUGCUUGAAACAAGAGAAAAACUAUAUAAAAAUACAGGUUUCUGACUAAACUGCAACACGAGUUAUAGACUGACGCUUCAAGACUUCAGUAGAUAUUGAUCUCGUUUCGUACGGGAUCUACCGAUGACCUGGUGAAUUAAAGUAUGCUUCCUCGUCAUCAAUCAAGCCUUUUGAUACAGCGUUGUGCUUCUAAAGGCUUGAUAUGUCCCCACCACCAUGUGCAGGCGCUUUCACCGUAAUUCAGAGAGCGAAAUGUCAGUGCUCUGUGACUAAUGGCCUACACCGAGACCGUGCGUGUGUGGUGCUCUCACAAAAAAACGAAAAGAGAAUAGUAGUGUUAGAUUCUAUUUUCACUAGAGCGACUAAGUGCCUAGAUAAUAAUAAAAAAAAGACUCGCAUGGAAUAUACGUAAAUGUAACUUGAUAUAUAAGAUAAAUAACAAAUACAUGAAUAAAAUUUCCGUAACCACCUCAGUUAAAAAAGAAAUUCGCAUGGACUAGUAUACGUAAAGGUAAUUUGAUAUAUAUAAUAAAUAACAUAGAGAAUACAUGAAUAUAAUUUCCGUAAACACCUCUUUGACAUGAAAUGAGUAUAAUACGCGACGCAGGAAAUAUGGUGACUUUUCAAAGCGAGAUAUGACUUCAUUUUCACGCACUUUUAUGAAAAUAAACGAAAAACACACGCAUUGCAAAAUGAACGAUUUCCAGAUAUACUUCUGUUUUCUCUUGCUAUCCGCCAACGCUGUGACGACAUUAUACGGGCCACCACAGAGAAGUUCUUCUUCUUCUUCUUCUUCUAACGGGUGGAAUGCGGCUGCAGACCCCCAACCCUUCUUCGGGAACUCCCCCUCCAACAGGACGAUUCUCACGGGGCAGACGGCCUUCCUGGAGUGCAAAGUCCACCUGCUCGGAAACAAAACUGUGACCUGGAUGAGGGUACGUGACUUCCACAUCCUGACGAUAGGUUCUGUUUCCUACACCGCUGAUGAAAGGAUACAGGUAUUUCACGACCAGAGGAACGACGGCUGGACGCUCCAGAUCCGUUAUAGCCAGCCGAAAGAUUCCGGUGUCUACAAAUGUCAAGUGAAUUCCUACCCGAAGAUCGUCAGGAAUUUCUUCCUCAAGGUUACUACAAAAGACGAGUUUGAAGGCCAGCUCUACCGAAUGGCGUCGUCAAACAGGAAAUACGACGGUUACGACACCUGCAUCACGGGCCCUCGGGUGAGGUUCGUGGACCCUGGGGCCACCCUGACACUCGAGUGUAUCGUGACCUACGUCAAGAGUCCUCCUCCUUCGCUCCUGUGGUACAAGGAUAAUCACCUCUUGGACUAUAACUCCCCCAGGGGAGGUAUUUCUCUCAAGCUGGAGACGAGUGGAGAUCAGACUGUGUCGACCCUCUUGCUGUAUUCCUUUAGGCCUAAGGAGGACUCUGGGAACUACACUUGUCUUCCGUUUAAUGCCCCGUCGGCCUCCACCUUGGUUCAUGUUGAAAAAGAUAAGAUCGAGGUUUCUGAAGUUCAAUAUGAAUACGGGAAUCUAGCCGCAGUCAUAUCAGUGAGUUUUACUACUCUGGCGCUCUCCCUGAUGCUGGCGACAGAUUUCGAUCUCUGCUGAUGUGUUUUUUCAACGUUUGUCAACAGCCACACUUAAGAUACAUUCGUGAAGGCACCGAAAGCUGGCGAACUGCUUCAACUGACGAAAGCUGAUGUUGUUGUGACUGCUAGAAAGGAUAAUGUGGGUAAUGUUAUGAUGCUGAAAAAGACAAUGUGGAUAAUGUAUUGGUGCUGAAAAUGACAAUUUGGAUAAAGUUAUGGUGCUGAAAAUGACAAUUUGGAUAAAGUUAUGAUGCUGAGAAUGACGAUGUGGAGAAUGUUAUGAUGCUGAAAAUGACAUUAAGGAUAAUGUUAUGAUGCUGAAAAUGACAUUAAGGAUAAAGUUAUGAUGCUGAAAAUGACAAUUUGGAUAAUGUUAUGAUGCUGAGAAUGACGAUGUGGAGAAUGUUAUGAUGCUGAAAAUGACAUUAAGGAUAAUGUUAUGAUGCUGAAAAUGACAAUAUGGAUAAUGUUAUGAUGCUGAAAAUGACAUUAUGGAUGAUGUAAUAAUGAGGUAAAUGACAAUGUGGAUCAAGUUAUGGUGCUGAAAAUGACGAAGAGUAUAAGGUUGUGCUGCUGAAAAUGACAUUGUGGAUAAUGCUAUGAUGCUGAAAAUGACAAUAUGAAUAAUGUGAUGAUGCUCAAAAUGACAAUGUGGAUCAAGUUAUAGUGCUGAAAAUGACGAUGAGGAUAAAUCUAUGCUGCUGAAGGUGAGGGUAAUGUUAUGGCACUGAAAAUGACAAUGUGGAUAAUGUAAUGAUGCUGAAAAUGACGGCGUGUACCUUAUUAUGCUAAAAGUGACAGAGUUGACAACGUUGCUAUUUUGCACCAGACAAAGUGGAUAGCCAAGUGAUGCUAAAAAUGACAAAGUUGACAAAGUGGAUAACACUCUCGCAAUGUAGCUACGACUAAGUGGCCUGAAGAUGCCCUGUAAAGGUGUUUCUACACUGUAUGAAAACAUGUCCUAAACACAUGCCAGCAACUUAACGCUCACACAUCACAAACAGGCAGGAUACAAGUCAGUAACUUAUCUCUAAUCCUUAACUAGUGUUUUAUACGAUUUUCCAACAUGGCCAAAGAUGCGUUCCUCACUUAUAGUCGUAGACUUGUUUUCAACUUGUCUGUAAUAUGUAUGCAUUAAGUUGUCAACAGGUUUAUGAGAUUUAUAAAGCGCAUUUGGAGAGAAUCAGUGAUGGGUCAGCACCUGGAGACGAGAUACAGUAUUCUGGUGGCAAAUUUGACCUGCUUUAUACAUUUUUGUAUUCUUGCCUGGAAUUUUACAGGUAAAAUAUGGGAAUAUUAAUUAGAAAAUGACAAUCUUAACUGUUCUAAGUUUUCCCAACAGGGGACGCCUAUGAAAAUAUUUUUCCAAUGAUAUUUUUGUCAUGAUAUUUUUACGAAGAUUUUUCCAGUGUAUUUUUCUCAAAUAAUCCAUUUUAGCGAAGAUAUACACGAAGCCGAAGAGCAGAGUUAUUUUAAUAUCAUAAUUACCUUUUGAUAUGAUAAUUUUGAAAAGGUUAAUUUUGGUCAAUAGAAACACUGUUAUAAUGUAACCAUCAACCUCUGGAUUGCUUAGUUAAUAUAUAUACUGAAUCAGUCGUAAUCAUGAUAACUGAUAUUUGUGAAAACCUUCAAUAAUAUUUACAUAUUACAUCUUGGAAUAACUUAGGUGUGUGAGUGCUUAGUUACGCAUAGAGUUGUAUGUAUACACUUGAAUGUUUAGGUGUAUACACGCACACGUAAACCUGCACAUAUAUAUGUGUAUAUAUACAUUAUAUAUUGUGUAUCUAUAUACAUACAUAUAUAUACAUAUACCUAGUGUGUAUACAUCAUGAUAAUUAUGUAUAAUGUAAUAUUUUAAAAUAAAACUUCCCUAAUGUCUUGAAUUAUAUCAUAAACAUCAUUGUAUAAUUCAUGAAA